ACCCUGAUUUUCAGUCCAUAUAUUAGCUAUCUGUCAAUGUCAGGUGGUUUGAAGAACCGUUCCUCGCAUGUAAUGUUAAAUGAAGUUAUUUUCAGGUUAAUUGGGAAAUUAUAAUCAAAAAUGAACAGAAAUAUUUUUCGUUUCAGGAAUUUCAUUCAAUCAAACAAAUCCAGUAGAUUCUGUUCAAACAAAACAAAAAAGGCAUUGCCUGAAGAAUUAAUGGAAAAUGAACCUAUCAAAUUCUCUACUAGUCUGGCAGCAAGAAAAACAGUUAGACCUGUUGUCAAAAAAACAAAGAUUGACAUGCCUUGGUACCAACCAUACUCUGUGAUAGGCAGUGUGACAGUGUUUCUCAUAUACUUCUGUUUACUUCGAGAAGAAAAUGACAUGGAUGGUGAACUCACCAAGACACUGUAUGAGAGGAUGCAAGGAUUGGAAAAAGUACAGUUACUACAAAGUUACCAAUUCAAUAAGGAACAUGGAAAGAGUGUUGUAGAAAUUGAAAAGAGACUCAAAGAGAUAGAAGAACAGGAGCGACAGCAAGCAACCUCAGUGGCAUAGUUUAAGUUCUAAUAUUAGUGUACAUAUAGAUGUUUUAGUAGGACUGUUCUAUUAAAGUUUAAAUUAUUGGUUACAUAUAA
Messenger RNA from Pectinophora gossypiella (pink bollworm), 641 nucleotides. RefSeq lists its product as uncharacterized. The record is from RefSeq and is a predicted model, not a curated record. The transcript is spliced from 2 exons. Lineage: Eukaryota; Metazoa; Arthropoda; Insecta; Lepidoptera; Gelechiidae. The coding region runs from base 121 to 561 and encodes 146 amino acids.